Messenger RNA from Saitoella complicata NRRL Y-17804, 1218 nucleotides. RefSeq lists its product as uncharacterized. Gene Ontology annotation, cellular component: cell periphery; fungal-type vacuole. The record is from RefSeq and is a predicted model, not a curated record. Bases 1 to 1218 code for a protein of 405 amino acids. The transcript has 3 exons. Lineage: Eukaryota; Fungi; Ascomycota; Saitoellomycetes; Saitoellales; Saitoellaceae. Gene Ontology annotation, biological process: positive regulation of catalytic activity.
AUGAGUUUGAGAUCAGCUCAGUCGAAGAGUUCGCUGAAUGCUCUACAGCUAAACGAGAAGAACGAGGAAGCUGGCACCGCUAUCUCACCUGGUCGUCGAGUCGUGCGGACAGUACCACCAUGGGCGAAAGACGACGAUGACAUAUCCGGAGGCCCACUCCCCUUCCACCCCCUCGAAACAUCCCGCGAGACUGGAGCACGCGCAACGAACCCCGGUACCCGGAGUACCAUCCCUCCAACCCUAAGCCCUCCACAAUUGGUUGCACAGACGAGAUGGCAUUCAUUCGCGAGAUUACCACAUGCAAUGAGGCCGCAUCAAUGGCGGGAAGGAGUGAGUCCCAAUCACGGUGCUGGAGAUGUGGAGAAAGAAGAAAGUGUAAGGAGGACGAGGAGGGCGAGUGAUAGUGAUUCGGAGAGAGAGAGGAGGAGUAUUAGGAGUUUCUUUAGACGAGAUGAGGAUGAAGAUGUGGAUUUGGAGGCGGAUCGGAGGGCGGUGAAGAGGGAGGCUCAAGAGAGACGCGGGGAUUUUGCAUGGCUUGAGCGUCAACAGGGACUGAAUACUCCUUGGCACCAUGCCGACCCAACCUCAACCUCCUACUUCCCCGACGACGCCCGUCUUCGGCGUGAGCGGACGACAUCAAGCAUCAUCAUCACGGACGGCGCCAACGCGCACAAGAAACAACGGACAUGGUGGACAAAAACCCAAGUCCGCUUCCUCAACAACCCCUUCAUCCCCCUCGCCAUGCGUUCCGUACAAUGGCUCGUCUCCCUCCUCGCUCUCGCAUUCGCAGCAAACGCGGUACAGUUGAGUAACAAACAUGGAUUCGAUCAGAGGCCUAGUGCGAUCAUGGCUAUUGCUGUGGAUGGGGUAGCGUUGAUUUAUCUCAUCUAUAUUACGUGGGAUGAAUACAAAGGAAAGCCCCUUGGCCUCCGCUCACCUAAGGUGAAGAUGCGACUCGUCAUGCUCGAUCUUCUCUUCAUCAUCUUCUUGUCCGCAAACCUCGCUCUCGCUUUCGACACGCUGUUUGACAAUCAGUGGGGAUGUAGGAUUGAGGGUGGACAGUCCUAUCCGGGAGCGCUGAAUUCGAGUGUGAAUGUGAGGGGAGUCUGUAGGAGGAUGGAGGCCUUGGCGGCGUUUUUGUUUUUGGGGUUGGUUGGGUGGGUUGCUGGGUUUACGGUAAGUGUGUUUAGGAUUGUGGAGAGGGUUGUGCAGGCGUGA